Messenger RNA from Acanthaster planci (crown-of-thorns starfish), 1177 nucleotides. RefSeq lists its product as uncharacterized. Gene Ontology annotation, molecular function: serine-type endopeptidase activity. The record is from RefSeq and is a predicted model, not a curated record. NCBI's taxonomy places the organism in Eukaryota, Metazoa, Echinodermata, Asteroidea, Valvatida, Acanthasteridae. Gene Ontology annotation, biological process: proteolysis.
ACUUCCUCGAGACACGGACUGAGAAAAACCAACCAUGCGCGGAUUGAUUCUGAUGUGUACCCUGGCUGUUUUGGUCGUUGUGGCCAGUGGGGCUUUUGCCCCACUCCGCACGGCUAAGGAGCGCAUCGCUGGUCGCUACAUUGUCGGCCUGAAGGAUGAUGUUGAUGUUGACAUGAUUGCCGACAGACUUCAGGGAAUCUUCCGCUCUGGCAAGCUCCAGGCUCGCAUCUUCAAGCGCAUCAGGCACGUCAUGAAGGGCCUUACUGUUGAGCUGAACGAGAAGGCGCUAGAAUUGGUUCGUAGCUUGGACUUUGUUGACUUCGUUGAGGAGGAUGGAAUCGUCCGGUCUCAGGCUCUCGGCUCCUGGGGUCUAGACCGUAUCAACCAGCGGGAUCUGCCCCUUGAUGACAGCUACAGCCCGUCCACUGACGGCAGUGGAGUCAGCGUAUACGUCAUCGAUACCGGUAUUAUCCCAACCCACGUUGACUUCGGUGGCCGCGCCACUGCCGCCUACGACGCCAUUGGCGGAGAUGGCACUGACUGCAACGGCCAUGGGACUCACUGCGCCGGCACCGUCGGUAGCGACACCUACGGUGUUGCCAAGAACGCCCGUCUCUACGGUGUGCGUGUGCUCAGCUGUCUGGGAUCCGGCUCAUUCUCCGGCAUCAUCGACGGUAUGGAUUGGGUGGCCGUCAACGCUCAGUUCCCCGCCGUGGCUUCUAUGUCCCUGGGUGGAGGUGCCUCUCUGUCCGUGGACCUGGCCGUCCGCAACCUCGUCCAGGCCGGAGUAACCGUGUCCGUUGCCUCCGGUAACAGCAACGCCGAUGCCUGCAACUACUCUCCCGCCAGAGCUCGUGAUGCCAUCUCCGUUGGCGCCACCGACAGCUCCGACUCCAGGGCCUCCUUCUCUAACUACGGCUCCUGCGUCGACAUCUUCGCCCCGGGAGUAGACAUCACCAGUACCUGGAUCGGACGCUCCAACACCGCCACUAGUACCAUCAGCGGUACCUCCAUGGCUUGCCCGCACGUUUCUGGCGUCGCUGCUCUCAUCCUGGGCCAGAACCCCAGUCUGCAGCCCGAUGAGGUCAUGGCGCAGCUCCUUGCUGACGCCACCUCCGGACGAAUCAGCAACAAGGGAAUCCUCUCUCCCAACCUCCUGCUCUACACCAACCUGUAG